Messenger RNA from Monascus purpureus, 687 nucleotides. NCBI's taxonomy places the organism in Eukaryota, Fungi, Ascomycota, Eurotiomycetes, Eurotiales, Aspergillaceae. The record is from the annotation of a GenBank genome assembly.
AUGAAUCCCUGCGCUCUGUGUAUUCUACUCCUCGGCUCUUUCUUCCCUCCAGCACUAUGCAUCACCACUGCUGACCCAGCCCUGUUUAUCAACGGCAUUCCCUAUUCGACCCGAUCAUACUGGAUGCGCCGGGCAAACAAGGCCUUGCAGGACGUGACUCGCUCUCUCUGUCCAUUCGCUGCAUUCGGAACUGCUAUCGUCAACCACACAUACGCCCAAGGACUGGGGGACUUGAUAUGCAUCGGAGCCAACCAGAAUGGCCAAACGGGCAACCCCUCACUGCAUGGCGAAAUUGCAGCUAUUGCGAACUGCACUGCCAUCUUGACUGAUCCGAAGGGCCGGUUCCGUCUCACGCCGUCAGAGGCACAGGCCGCUUUUGCGGAUUUAACCCUGUACACGAAUGCAGAGAGUUGUCCAAUGUGCGCCUCUGCCAUCCGAUGGGCUGGGUUCCGCGAAUACGUCUACGGCACGUCGAUUGAUACGCUUAUUUGCAAGGGAUGGGGACAAAUCCGUAUUGCCUCUGUUGACGUGUUUCGGGCGUCGUUUGACUUGCCUUCUCGGACAAGAUUGAUGGGUGGUGUUCUUGCCAACGAGACGGAUCCAUACUUUCUGUGGCAGUAUGAUCCGACUUAUCCUUGUCCCCGGGGAUGCUCGCGCUCGCCUGAUGGGAUGAGUUUAGAAGCGUAA